This is a messenger RNA of Entelurus aequoreus (snake pipefish), 10496 nucleotides long. RefSeq names its product chromodomain helicase DNA binding protein 9 (gene chd9). Lineage: Eukaryota; Metazoa; Chordata; Actinopteri; Syngnathiformes; Syngnathidae. The record is from RefSeq and is a predicted model, not a curated record. The transcript has 39 exons. Gene Ontology annotation, molecular function: ATP binding; ATP-dependent chromatin remodeler activity; protein binding. Bases 269 to 9076 code for a protein of 2935 amino acids.
ACGUCCAAUCAGGGAGGAGGUCACUCGUAUGCAAAUGAGGCGUUAUCACAGUGACGUCAGCAGCAACGGCGGCGGCGGCGGCGGAGCAGCUGUGUGGUGCCGAGCACCGCAAAACUAACUUCUCCGACAACACGCAGCGCACAGCCGGGGCUCCGUUUUCGGGCACGUUUGAGAUGAUGCCAUAGCUCCUUUUGCUGCCGUGGUUCCGCUGAACCAACCGGGAUCCGCAGACCAUUCAGAAGGUUCCAUCGACUUUCAAAGCACCGCCAUGGACUUUUUCGACGACCCCAACCUCUUUGGUGGGGGUCUGGAAGGUGUGGACGUCGACUGCUUCACCCCGGCGCCGUCGUUCGCGGACGAGCUCAAUCUCAGCACUGACUUUGAGCCCAUCCAAGUAUCAGAGUCUCUUGGCUCGGGGAAAAGUCAGGACAUGAUGCUCCCAGCGUCCUCCACGUCCACCCAACAAGCCAUGUCAUCUUACAGUCAGCAGUUGGGUCACUACAUUGGAAAUAAGGCGCAGAAUCUUGUUGGCCAGGCAUUUCCAGGUCUUGUAGGUGCAGGUAGCGGAGGUGAUGGCAUAGUUGUAGAGCAACAGGGCCAGUACCGUAACGCCGCUGUGACCCAAGUACCUCAAUCCAAUGGGCUGUUCUUUAACAGUAGCAGCCCAAUGUGGGGCAACCAGGACCAGAAUGGGAACAUGUACCAUCCUGUGUCGCAACAGCAGCUUUGUCAUCAGCAGCAGCAGCAGCAGCAGCAGCAGCAGCAGCAGCAGCGACUGCACAACCAGCAGCUUCACGUCAGACAGCAACAAACACAUCAUCCACAGCACCACAGAAUGCGCCAGCAGCUGCUGCAACAGCAAAGUCACCGGCAACAGCCGUUAAACCAGCGCCAUCACCAACAAAUUAACGCGCAGGCCAUCCCCCUGGAGCACCAUCACGGUUUCUCCUUCCACCAGGAGAGUCAGCCUCAAAACCAGCAGCAGCGAGUUCACCAGAGUCCGCAACAGAUCCAACACCACCUGACUGCAGGAGGAGCAAGAUUUCAUUCGGGUGUGCUGACAAGUAAGUCUUAUGUGGAUGGUCAAAAUGACCCUCUGCAAGACACCGUGUCUUGCUUGCAACAGUGCGGCUACCAAAUGGGAGCUCAAGACUUUGGCAGAGCUGUAAUGACCAACAAUAACCCACCCAUGGAUGCGUCAUCCAUUGUCCACUCACUGCCCACGUACUCUGUGAGUUCUGCCGCCACUUACCAACCGGCUCAGUACCCUGCCUACCCUGGCGAACCAGAAAUGGCCAGUCUCAGUCAGCCGUCUAUGUCCUCAGCCUCAGUGGCUGCGAGACCCGCCACCACCGCCGCUCCCCUCGCCGCGGCUCUGCCCGAGCUCCCGGGGGCAGCAUGUCAGUUUCCGUCUGCGUCAGUUAUAGGCCAGCAACAUGCUAGGACCCCAGUUAGCCAGGCAGAGGAGUGUCCUUUCCGGGCUCUACGCUGUUCUGCAGAGACGCCAGGAAACAACAGGUCGUCUGAGAUUUUCGGGGAAUCAAUGAGCUGCUACUCGAGCACGACCCGCCAGAUGCCCUCUGAGCAGCCGCGAAGCUGCGGGGCCGCCAACACUAACGGAUACCCGUCCCUCGGAGACAAUCUACUGGCAUCCGAGGCUCAGGAUGUACAUUUGGGAGGGGUUCUGGAGCCCCCUGACCUCCUGCCUGAAUUACUUCCCCAGCUGGAGGCCGCCAUCAGCCAGCAGGAUCAAUCCAACACCUCCUGGGUGGAUUCGAACCAGGCGUGGGGUCCGGAGCACAGGACACCGCUACCUGUUAAGCAAAGAGAGGAGCCUCGGAAGAACACUAAUGGUCCCGUCAGCCACGUCCGGGUCCUCAGCCCCGUGAUGAAGAGCAGCUCAUCCUCCUCUUCCUCUUCGUCGUCGUCUUCGUCCAGCUCCUCGUCGGAGAAGAGAAAGUCGCGGAGGACGCACCGCCAGUCUGAUUCGGUGUCCCCGGACAAGCAGGAGAAGGCCAACAGGAUCAUAUCGGAGGCCAUAGCGAAGGCUCGGCAGCGCGGGGAGAAGAACAUCCCCAGGGUGAUGAGCCCGGAGUGCUUUCCCAGCUCCUCGUCACACCACAGGAGCCGCCAGGAACAUAAAGGGAACGGCAAAGCGCGGUCCAAAGAGAGGGCCUCCAGGAAGGCCUGCAUCAUACCUUCUUCCACGUCUAAGCAGAAGGCCAAGAUCGGGAAAAUUGUCAUCAAGAUUGGGAAGAAAAAGAAGAAGAGGAAGCCUGACUCUUCAGAGGAGGAGUCGGACGGAGAUCCUCCAUCUCGACGCGCCUCGAAAGACUCUAAGAGGCGAUCGAAUCGUCAGGUGAAGAGGAAGAAGUACGCCGAGGAACUGGAGGCCCGGUUGUCAGACGAGGAUGGCAAGGUGACCGUCAAAGCCAAGAAGUCCAAGGAGCCUGCGGUACAGCUUUUUGUCGAGAACCCCAGCGAAGAAGAUGCCGCAGUCGUCGACAAGAUCAUGUCGUCCCGUGUUGUCAAGAAGGAGAUCUCUCCGGGAUUGGUGGUGGAGGUGGAGGAGUUUUUUGUCAAGUACAAAAACUACUCCUACCUUCACUGUGAGUGGGCCACGGAGGAGCAGCUGGAGAAGGACAAGAGAAUCCAGCAGAAGAUCAAACGCUUCAAGAUGAAACAGGCACAGAGGGCGCUCUUCUUCGCUGACAUGGAAGAAGAACCCUUCAACCCAGACUAUGUUGAGGUGGACCGAGUGCUUGAGGUGUCCUAUUGUGAGGAUAAAGACACGGGGGAGGAAGUGGUGUAUUACCUGGUAAAGUGGUGCUCCCUGCCGUACGAGGACAGCACCUGGGAGCUGAAGGACGACGUCGAUCAGAGCAAGAUAGAAGAGUUUGAGCAGCUGCAGGCAGUCAAGCCGGACUCGCGCAGGGUGGAGCGUCCCCCAGCCAACCUGUGGAAGAAAAGGGAGCAUUCGCGACACUACAGGAACGGCAACAGCCUCAGGGACUACCAGCUGGAAGGUGUCAACUGGCUCCUCUUCAACUGGUACAACAGGCGAAACUGCAUCCUUGCGGACGAGAUGGGCCUGGGAAAGACGAUCCAGUCCAUCACCUUCCUGGAGGAGAUCCACCGUGUGGGCAUCAAGACGCCAUUCCUCAUCAUCGCCCCGCUCUCCACCAUCGCCAACUGGGAGCGGGAGUUCCGCACCUGGACCUACCUGAACGUCAUAGUGUACCACGGCAGCAUGGUCAGCAGGCAGAUGCUGCAGCAGUACGAGAUGCACUUCAGGGACGCGCAGGGCCGCGUGAUGCGAGGUGCCUACAAGUUCCAGGCGGUCAUCACUACAUUCGAGAUGAUCCUGGGCGGCUGCCCCGAGCUCAACGCCAUCGAGUGGCGCUGCGUCAUCAUCGAUGAGGCCCACCGCCUCAAGAACAAGAACUGCAAGUUGCUGGAGGGCUUUAAACUUAUGAAUCUUGAGCACAAGGUCCUGCUGACGGGUACUCCUCUUCAGAAUACCGUGGAGGAGCUCUUCAGCCUACUCCACUUUCUGGAGCCGGCACGCUUUCCAUCAGAAAGCACCUUCAUGCAGGAGUUUGGAGACCUCAAGACCGAAGAGCAGGUGCAAAAGCUCCAAGGCAUCCUGAAGCCAAUGAUGCUGCGGCGCUUAAAGGAGGACGUGGAGAAGAAGCUGGCGCCCAAGGAGGAAACCAUCAUCGAGGUGGAGCUCACAAACAUCCAGAAGAAGUACUACCGCGCCAUCCUGGAGAAGAACUUCUCUUUUCUGGCCAAAGGUGCCGGCCAGUCCAACAUGCCCAACCUGGUCAACACCAUGAUGGAGCUGAGAAAGUGCUGCAACCACCCCUACCUCAUUAAAGGGGCAGAAGAAAAGAUCUUAGAGGACUUCAGGGAGGUUUACAGCCCGGCUGCCUUGGACUUUCACUUACAAGCCAUGGUGCAGUCCGCCGGGAAGCUCGUCCUCAUUGACAAACUACUGCCGAAAAUGAAGGCCGGCGGCCACAAGGUGCUCAUCUUCUCCCAAAUGGUGCGAUGCCUGGACAUCUUGGAAGACUACCUCAUUCAGAGAAGGUACUUGUACGAGCGGAUAGACGGCCGCGUCCGUGGCAACCUGCGCCAGGCGGCCAUCGACCGCUUCAGCAAGCCUGACUCGGACCGCUUUGUUUUCCUCCUGUGCACACGAGCCGGCGGCCUUGGCAUCAACCUCACGGCGGCGGACACCUGUAUUAUCUUCGACUCUGACUGGAACCCUCAAAACGACUUACAGGCGCAGGCACGCUGCCACCGGAUUGGUCAGAACAAGGCGGUCAAGGUGUACCGGCUGAUCACCAGGAACUCGUACGAGCGGGAGAUGUUCGAUCGCGCCAGCCUCAAGCUGGGUCUGGACAAAGCCGUGUUGCAGAGCAUGAGCGGCCGAGAUAACAGCUUGGGAGGAAGCACUGGUGGAGGGGCCGUCCAGCAACAGCUGUCCAAAAAGGAAAUCGAGGAUUUGCUGCGACGAGGAGCCUACGGUGCCAUUAUGGACGAGGAGGACGAAGGGGCCAAGUUCUGUGAGGAGGACAUCGACCAGAUCCUCCAGCGCAGGACCAAGACUAUUACCAUCGAGUCAGAGGGGCGAGGGUCCACCUUUGCCAAGGCCAGUUUUGUGGCAUCCGGAAACCGCACAGACAUCUCUCUGGAUGACCCCAACUUCUGGGACAAGUGGGCGAAAAAGGCUGACGUCGAUAUGGAAAUGGUGAACGGCAGAAACAGCCUGGUGAUCGACACCCCGCGCGUCAGAAAGCAGACGAGGCCCUUCAGCUCCACCAAGGACGAGCUGGCGGAGCUCUCAGAGGGCGAGAGCGACAGCGACGACACCAAACCCAAACUCCGGCGAACCCACGACCGGCCCAACAGCUACGGACGCACUGAAUGUUUCAGAGUGGAGAAGAACCUGCUGGUGUAUGGGUGGGGCCGAUGGAAGGACAUCCUGACUCACGGUCGGUUUAAGAAGCAGCUGACUGACUGGGAUGUGGAGUCCAUCUGCAGGGCGUUGCUGGCCUACUGUUUGGUGCAUUACCGUGGGGAUGACAAAAUCAAAAGCUUCAUGUGGGACCUGAUCGCACCCACGGAAGACGGACGUACCAAGGAGCUGCAGAAUCACUUGGGCCUCUCAGCCCCAGUUCCUCGAGGCAGGAAGGGUAAGAAGAUGAAGACCCAGUCCAGCUCCUUUGACAUCCACAAGGCCGAGUGGUUACGGAAGCACAACCCGGAGCACAUGCUCCAGGACGACGGCUACAAGAAGCACCUCAAACACCACUGCAACAAGGUGCUUCUCCGGGUCAGAAUGCUGUACUAUCUGAAACAAGAGGUGAUAGGAGACGAGGCCCAGAAGGUUCUAGACAACGUAGACUGCAGUGAAGUAAAGAUCUGGGUGCCAGAACCUGAUCACUCCGAGCUGCCAGCCUUGUGGUGGGACGCUGUCUCUGAUAAGUGUCUGCUGUUGGGGGUCUUCAAGCAUGGUUAUGAAAAGUACAACAGCGUCCGAGCAGACCCUGCGUUGUGCUUCCUAGACCGCGUCGGUCGACCGGACGAGAAGGCCAUCGCCGCCGAGCAGAGAAGCAACGAUUUCAUGGACGGGGAUGUGGAUGAUCCCGAGUACAAGCCUGCUCCGGCCCUGCUGAAGGAUGAUAUGGAGGAUGACGCCUCCUCUCCCGGAGACUUGGUCGUCAUUGACAACGCCGGAGAUGCAGUUCCGGAGGUGCAGAGCGCCUACUGGCCCUCGCCGUCCGUGCUCACCGCCCGGCUGAGGCGCCUGAUCACGGCCUCACAGCGCUACACCAAGAGCCGGCAGAUCCUGCAAAUCCACCAGGUGCAGACUCUGUCGCAGCCGCAGGUGGCCAUGAUGUCGGCGCCGCUCUGCCCGUUGUUGCCGCCGGUGCUCGCCGAUCCGCUCAACCCUAAGAUGGCCGCCAAGAUUGAACGGCAGCAAAGAUGGACCCGGCGGGAAGAGGCAGACUUCUACAGGGUGGUGUCCACCUUUGGAGUGGUUUUCGACCCGACGCUGGGCCGCUUCGACUGGACUAAGUUCCGGGCGAUGGCUCGGCUGCACAAGAAAACCGACGAGAGCCUGCAAAAGUAUCUGUGCGCCUUCACCGCCAUGUGCCGACGGGUCUGUCGCCUGCCGCCCAAAGAAGGAGACUCUGCGGUGGACCCGUCCCUCAUCAUCCAGCCCAUCACAGAGGAGCGGGCGUCUCGCACCUUGUACCGAGUGGAGCUCCUUCGCCAAGUGAGGGAGCAGGUUAUUCGCCACCAAUUGCUCUUCGAGCGCCUGUCCCUGUGCCAGAUGAGCUCCGACCUGCCCGUGUGGUGGGAGGUCGGCACCCACGACCGAGACCUGCUCAUCGGCGCCGCCAAGCACGGGGUCAGCCGCACGGAUUACCACAUACUCCGAGACCCAGAGCUGGGCUUCAUGGCAGCCCAGCGCGCCUCCGCCGUGACGAAGCCUGUCCCACAGCAGCCGUGCAAUUUCACCCCGCUUCUGCACCCUCAGUACCAGGCCUUGGCACUGGUGGGUUCCCCGCUGCCUCCUCCGACCCAAAGAGAGGGGGAGACAGCUGGGCUGGUACCCAAAGUGGAGCCUCCCUCAGAAGGGGAAGAAAGCAGGGAGAACGUAAAGGACAGCUGGAGUCCCGCCGCCGCACCAGCGACCCCUACAGGUGUGGUGGAGGAGAAGCCCAUCCCUGAAUUGAGGGACAGCGAGCGGCAGAUGGUGGCGGCGAGGACCACACCUCUCACGCCCAACUCCUCCGAAAGGAAGCCCAAGAAGGCCAGCAAGCGAGGCCGCAGAGAGAACAAGCGGGCCUCCGGGUCCGACACGGAUGGCUCUUCGUCGAGUUCCUCCUCGCGCUCUUCCUCGUCUUCAUCGUCGUCCUCUUCUUCCUCGUCCCGCUCCGGGUCCAGCUCGUCGUCUUCUUCGUCAUCCUGCUCCUCAGGGUCUUCGUCAUCGUCAUCGUCGUCUUCUUCUGAUGACAGCGACAGUGAAGGAGAGGACGGGAAGGAGAAAGUAUUUUCAGUGCCUGCAGCUCCAAGCGUGAAGGGUUUCGACGAGGACAGCGUGGCGUCUCUGGGCACCACACAAGAUGACGCGCAGGACCCCCAUUCAUCUGAAAAUGGCCUGGCCAACAGCGCCGCUCAUCCCUUCCUGGCAGGAGGAUACAUGCUCGCCUCCCACUGGCCAAAGGACCGCGUCAUCAUCAACCGCCUGGACAGCAUCUGCCAGGCAGUCCUGAAGGGCAAGUGGCCGGCGACGCGGCGCGUGUACGAGCCCGGCGGCGCCGUGGCCUCCUUCUACACCACCAAGCUCCUGGACGGCAGCCUGUGUGAGGACCCCUCGGCCUCGCCCCAGGGGUCAAAGGUGACCAAGCAUGUUGCAGAAAACAAGGAGUUCUCAGUAAAGCUGAACGAUCAGGAGGGAGGUCUCAAGCUGACCUUCCAGAAACAAGGUCUACCUCUGAAGAGACCCCUGGAUGCAGAGGAGGGACCCCAGGCCCAGCAGCAGUAUCUGGCCCGGCUACACGACCUGCAGAGCGCCUCAGACACGGGUCUGGCCGACAUCACCAAGCCGCAGUGCAGCUUCCAGAACGUGCCUUCAGGUCUCGCUGGUCCCAUGAGGCUAAACGGUGUGCUGGACGGCCAACCGGUGGUGAAGCGGCGCAGGGGGAGGAGGAAGAACGUAGAGGGGAUGGACCUGCUGUUCAUGAACAGGAGUCAAGUCCCUGAUCAGCCGCUUCCUGGGUGGGGCGGCAUCGGCCAAGUGGGCACAGCUCCAAUGCCAGGUUAUAACCCGAGCGCGGGUCUGGCUCCGGAGGACGCGGAGAGCAGGGUUCCUGUCAUCAACCUGAAAGACGGCACCCGGCUCGCUGGGGACGACGCUCCCAGGAAGAAAGAUCUAGAUCAGUGGCUGAAGGAGCACCCGGGCUUUGUGGCGGACACGGGAGCCUUCAUCCCUGGCGUCAACAAGAUGCCUUUGCAGUUCCACAUCCAAGAUGGUCGGCCCAAGCAGAAGCGGCAUCGCUGCAGGAACCCCAACAAGAUCGACGUCAACAGCCUGACGGGGGAGGAGAGAGUGCAGAUUAUCAACAGAAGGAACGCCCGCAAGGUGGGUGGAGCUUUUGCGCCACCGCUCAAGGAUCUGUGCCGCUUCCUUCAGGAGAACCCGGAGUACGGAGUCCCGCCCGAGUGGGCUGAUGUUGUCAAGCAGUCGGGUUACCUCCCAGAGGGCAUGUUCGACAGGAUCCUGACCGGUCCCAUCGUUCCUGAGGAGGUGAGUCGUCGAGGACGGCGGCCGAAGAACCCCCUCGUCAAGGCGGCGGCGGCGACAGCCAACCCGUCGUCUUCCUCGCUGGGCCUCAACCCCCUGCUGGCCAACGGGCUGCUGGCGGGCAUGGACCUGGGCAGCCUGCAGGCCUUGCAGCAGAACUUCCAGAGCUUGCAGUCCCUGCAGCUCACCGCGGGCCUCAUGGGCCUGCCGUCGGACGCCGGCAACAUGGCCGCCAGCAACUUGGCCGCCAUGUUCCCCAUGAUGCUCUCGGGCAUGGCGGGAAUGCCCAACCUGCUGGGCGUCAGCCCCUUGCUCGGGAAGCCCAGCCAUGAGGACAAGAAGGAGAGCGGCGACGUGGCCGGCAAGUCGUCGGCCUACGCCAAAGGAGAACGGACAGAAGCUUCUUCCGCCGGCGGCGCCCAAAGUGCCUCGGCAGCCUCCAGCCCCCCCGCCCCGCUCAACCCCUUGUUACUCUCCAGUAUGCUCUACCCAGGGAUGCUUCUCACUCCAGGCCUUAACCUUCCCGCCGACCCCACCCCGCUCCAUGCUCCGCCCCCAACUGUAGCCCCCCCGUCGUCCUCCGUAGCGACGGCGAAGGAGGAAACUUUGGACGACGACGACGACAACGAGGAGGAGGACGACGACGAGUCGGGGGAGCAGAAAGACAACAGCGGUUCAGGAAAAGCCGAGUCGUCCUCAUCGGAGUCCGGGAGCUCCUCCUCGUCCUCGGACGACUCCAGCGACGAGGACUAAACUAGACUCCAAAUCUAUUUAUGUACCGCCCUCCGAGAAAUGUAUUCAUAUAUUCACAUAUGUACGGAGGCUUUUGUUUGCCGGCACUUAGCGUUUUCUUUACUUGUAAAUAACUAACCAAAUUGUUGUGUAAUAAAAGAUGAGAACAAAAAAUCCAGAAAAAAACAGGAAAAAAUAAACAGAAAUGCUAUUUCGGUGUUUGUUGACAAGGUACCGUCUUGUUCGGGGACACAUUGCAUGUCACACCCGUGAUGAAAAAGGCAUUAUUGUAAUUAUUACGUCAAGAUUUAAUUUUAUUGUUAUUCUGGGGGGGGAACGCAUCGACACGCGCGGCGAGCUGUUAAUAUAUAUUGAUGGUUGGGGGGGGCGGGGCUAUGAUUUGUGUGUGGGCUUUGCAGAUGGUGCGUCGGACGUGAGCAAUAACUCGGGCAGCUAACGAAUGUCACUCAAGCUGUAGAUUCCGUUCAUGCUUGUCGGCUGGCGCGACCUCAUUCAAAAAACUUCUUUUUUUAAAAUUUAUCCACCCGAUGAUUUUUAGCUUCCGAAAAAUGACUCUCAUGGGCGGCUGUGCCAAAAAAAACACAAAAAAAAAUCUUGCUAUUUCCAGAAUACGAUCUUCCACUUCUCUGCUCCUCAUCUCGCUAUCGUCACGCAAGUCGGAAUGUCCGAUAUUUAUUUCACGUCGUCGUGUGUGACGCCGGCGCUAAAUAUUUCCGGUUUUUGCUUUCCAACGCAGUACCGAACUAGCUCGCUUGUACGUUUUUUUUCUCGUUUGUUUGUUUGUUUUUGAACUUCCGAGACGUAGAAGUGCCCUUAUCUUUUUUGACACUGCAAAAACGCAAACACUGGAAGUCAAUCAAACCGAAGUACCUUUUUUUCCCCUCAGUAUGUUUUUGGGACACUGCUGGACUGUUAGUUCAUCACCCCGCUAGGUGUCGCUGUAGCCUCGCUCUCCCACGGUCAGUGAACGCACCGAGACUGAAACCCUGCAUCGCUAACAUGGAAGGUAUUUUUCUACGUUUUUCUUUCCGAUCCCUCUUUUAACGUACACUUGGUGGGCUUUUUUUCUCUGCUUUGAUUUUGGCGACCAGUCCAGCGCGCUCACACUACUGCUGUACAGGAAGUUUGUCAUCACUGAGGCAAAACCAGCAUCAGUGGUUUUUUGUUUUUGUAUUUUGUUUCAAGCUUGACGAUAUCCUCAAUGUCACCACCACGGUCAGUCUUUGUCCUGUAAUUUUUCAUUCUUGAGUAAUAUUUGCAAAAGUUGUGCUCUGUGUAGUCAAAACUAAUUUUCUGUCGUGGGGAAAGCAAAAGAACGGGGCUGAAAGGGAGGGAGGGAAAGUGUCUUAAGAGACGAAGAAAAAAAAAAAAGACAUUUGUAAUUUAUUGGAUUACUUUCUAUGAAGUUCUAUAGAGGAAA